UUUUGUUGUUUUAUCCAUUACUCAUCUUGCCACAAUUUACUCUCUUAACUUCUGGCACCAACUAUGAGCAAACGCGAACAUCCAUUACUUGCACUAAAUCAAAAUACUAGCUUUCUUCAAGUCCGACUCCAACCUACUUAUUCAAGUUUUCUUUUAAAACACAACGCCUUCAUCUUGUCUUGUGAAAAAUUCAGUGUCACUUGCACUAUCUUCUCUACACACAAAAUUUAUAUCAUCUUCGAUCUUCACCAACUCAAAGUUCCCUCUAGAUCCCCUUGGUAACUUUCAUUAGCUUCUUUUCAUUUUCCUCAAAACCAUGAAUCCAUCGAAUGGAAACAGAUGUUCAUCUAGAAAUAGUACAGGCAGUACUAGUGGUCAAAGAAAUACGACGACUCUAACCAAGAACAACGAUGAUGGGAGCGACUCUUCUCGUGCCUCUUAUCAUUCGGAUAUGCGUGAUGAUACCGUUUACAUGGGAGGACCUGGUUUCUGUCAGAUCGUCCACAACCACCUCGUUCAAAAUGAACAGAUUAGGAUCCCACAAAGGUUUAUAAGGGAGUAUGGAGAUGAUUUGUCUAAUCAUGCGGUUCUUACUGUUUCCGGUGGAAAAGAGUGGUUUGUUGAAAUGAAAAGAGACUCAAACUCUGAUGAUGGUGGUGUUUAUUUUAAGAAUGGUUUAAAAGAAUUCUACAAAAGUUACUCAAUAACCCCAGGGACUUUUUUGGUGUUUAAAUAUGAAGGAAAUUCUCAUUUUGAUGUUGUUAUAUUUCAAAUGAGUGGUACUGAGAUCGACUACUCUUCCUUCAACAACAACAACAACAACAACAACCACAUGGAAGAAACCUCGAGCCAGACCGACGACACGAUAAACGCAGAGGAUGAUGUUGAUGACAAAGAUGAUUAUUACGUCGAAGCUUCAGAAGCAGAUGCCAAUGACGAUAAUGAUGAAUCUGGGGAUGAUAGUGAUGAUGAAGAAUGUGGACAAAUCAGAGUUGGUUUAACGAGGGAGAAGAAUAGAAGUAUCACUGCUAGAGGUCUGGAAACACAUGAUAGAGCAAUUGGUAUAAAGAGGGGUUUUAAGUCAUCAAAGCAGUACCCAUUCUUCGCAAUUGGUUUACAACCAUCUUAUGUUGAUCACAAAUAUUUGCCCAUACCAUCAGAUUUUGAAGGGAAGGAGGAGUUGGGGAAACUAGAGACCAUAAGACUGGAUGUUGUGGAAGAGUAUGGACGCUCAUGGAUUGUCCACGUAUUUACUAAUGGCCGAGAUCUGCAGGGAAUUAGAUUUUGCAAAGGUGUUUCUAGAUUUCCCAGAGACAACAAUUUGAAAGAAGGGGAUGUUUGUGUAUUCGAAAUGGUGACGAAAAAGAAGUCCUCGUCUAUUAAAUAUGCAAGAGUUCAUAUUUUCCGAAGCUAAACCGAUUAUUCAUUUCUCAUCUUCUUAGGAUGUGAUUCGGAUACUCUGCUUUAUUUGUUGUUUUCAUCUUUCUAGAUCAUUAUAAUUACAACCGGAGAUGACUUAACUACUUUAUUUUAUAUGAACAGUAAGAUAUUAGAGAAAAGAGAUGCUAAGUAAACUUAUUAUGGAGGUUUAUGCAUGUUUUUUUUUAUUU
Molecule: messenger RNA, 1610 nt
Organism: Papaver somniferum (opium poppy)
Lineage: Eukaryota; Viridiplantae; Streptophyta; Magnoliopsida; Ranunculales; Papaveraceae
Product: B3 domain-containing transcription factor VRN1-like
Exons: 4
Coding region: 317-1414 (365 amino acids)
Molecular function (GO): DNA binding
Source: RefSeq, a predicted model, not a curated record